Molecule: messenger RNA, 1422 nt
Organism: Pollicipes pollicipes
Lineage: Eukaryota; Metazoa; Arthropoda; Thecostraca; Pollicipedomorpha; Pollicipedidae
Product: putative MFS-type transporter YhjX
Exons: 12
Coding region: 109-1302 (397 amino acids)
Biological process (GO): transmembrane transport
Molecular function (GO): transmembrane transporter activity
Source: RefSeq, a predicted model, not a curated record
UGCAAAAGGCUCACCCUGGGCACAAUCUACACAUUUGGAAACCUGACAUCAUACCUGACGUCAUACCUGCACGAGCGGGUGUCGCCUGAGGUGGGCUAUGCCACCACCAUGUGGAUCCCGGCACUGAUGAACAUGGGCCAAGGGGUGAUGCUCACUGUUGGAGGAAGACUGUAUGAGAAGUACGGACCGCGUAUCGCCUGCUUCACCGGCUGCUUCGUGCUCACACUGAGCACGGCGCUGAGCGAGCUGACUGUCCAGUCCGGUGUGGAGCUGCUCUGCCUUACGUAUGGCCUGCUGGGCGGCGUCGGCGUCGGCAUCGCAUACGUCUCGCCCAUGAGCUGCGCCAUGAAGUGGUACCCGCAGCGACGCGGCCUGGUGAACGGCAUCAUCGUGGGAGGCUUCGGCAUGGGCGCCGUCGUCUUCAACUGGAUCCAGACCAGCUACCUCAACCCGGACAACCUGGCCGUCGGCAGCGACAACUUCUUCCACGAGGCGUCCGUGCUGGACCGCGUGCCGUCCAUGUUCCUGCUGCUGGCCGCCGUGUACGCGGUGAUGCAGCUGGGCGGCGUGUCGUUCGUGCAGGACCCGCCGCACCCCUGCUGGGAGAGCGGUCGGGCGGCGACGGCGGCCCUGCUGGCUGACACGGACGAGCCGCCGGCCGUUCUGGUGGAUCCCAAAGACUACGAACUGGUCGACGACGAUGGCAUCAGUGUGGGACUGAGCCAGGCGCUGCGCACGCGCCAGUUCUACCAGCUGUACAUCACCUUCCUCUUCAACACCAUCACCAUCGGCUUCAUCAACCCGCUGUGGAAGGCGUACGGCCAGAAGAACAUCGCGGAUGACCACUUCCUGGCGUUCGUCGGCUCGCUGGCGGCCGUGUUCAACUCCCUGGGCCGUGUGAUGUGGGGCGCCCUCUGCGACCGCACCUCUUACCGGGCGGCCAUGCUGUGCUCCUGCUGCGUGCUGUGCGCCACGUUCGCCACCAUGCAACUGACGCCGAUGGGCGGCCGCUGGAUGUUCGCCAUCUGGGUUUGGCUCGUGUACGUCUCGUUCUCGGCUAACUUCUGCCUGAUCGUGACGGCGGUGGCCAACACCUACGGUCUGCAGCACGCCGGCCCCAUCUACGGCCUCAUCUUCAGCAGCUCGGUCAUCAGCUCGCCGGUGGCCGUCGGCCUGGCCAACAUCUUCCUCUCCAAGCUGGGCUUCCCCACCAUGUUCAUGAUCCAGGCCAGCUUCGUCUGCGUCAGCAUUAUUACGACAAUGACUUUCCGGGAACAGCGAAUCGGUCGACGGAUGCAAUAGUCGCUGCCACCUAGGUCACAUCAAGUGCGACUGAAGUCCAAAACGCGUCUGCUAGAUGUCGCCGCUCGCCUGACCAGGCCGCUGGACCGGCCAGUUCGAGCCGGACUUAAGCUAGCCUCG